GAUGAAAACAUGUGUUCGAGCUGAGGGAAGAUGGCCGACAAAAAUCAGGCUCAGGGACCCCAAGGGCAGCCUUUGGUGAAAAUAGGGCAUUAUAUACUUGGAGAAACGCUCGGCGUUGGAACGUUCGGCAAAGUUAAAACUGCACGCCAUCAGUUGACAGGUCACAAGGUUGCCGUCAAGAUCUUGAACAGACAGAAAAUAAAAAACCUCGAUGUCGUCGGGAAAAUUAGACGGGAAAUACAAAACCUCAAACUUUUUCGACAUCCUCACAUCAUCAAGCUGUAUCAAGUGAUCAGCACUCCAACUGACAUCUUCAUGAUCAUGGAAUAUGUCUGCGGAGGGGAAUUGUUUGAUUACAUUGUUAAACAUGGAAAGUUGAAGGAGUCCGACGCACGCAGAUUCUUUCAGCAGAUCAUUUCUGGCGUCGACUAUUGCCACCGACACAUGGUUGUCCACCGAGAUCUGAAACCGGAAAAUCUGCUGUUGGAUCAAAACCUCAACGUAAAGAUAGCUGAUUUUGGUCUCUCCAACAUGAUGAUGGACGGUGAAUUCUUGCGGACCAGUUGCGGCUCUCCAAACUAUGCAGCGCCCGAAGUGAUAUCUGGAAAGCUAUAUGCUGGCCCAGAAGUCGACAUAUGGAGUUGCGGCGUCAUUUUAUACGCUCUUCUCUGCGGCACACUCCCAUUUGACGACGAACACGUUCCCACGCUGUUCAGAAAAAUUAAAUCGGGCAUCUUCCCCAUUCCGGACUACCUCAACAGGUCCGUCGUCAGCUUGCUCAUUCACACGCUCCAGGUUGACCCCAUGAAGCGGGCCACGAUGGAAGACAUCAAAAAUCACGAGUGGUUCAAGAAGGACCUUCCAGCGUACCUGUUCCCUUUGCCAAACGACAACGAUGCUUCCAUCAUCGACAUGGAUGCCGUGAAAAUCGUCUGCGAGAAAUUUGGAGUGUCGGACAAAGAGGUGCACAGUGCCCUGCUGAGCGGCAACCCCCACGACCAGUUAGCCAUCGCGUAUCACCUGGUCGUGGACAACAAGCGCAUCGAAGACGACAUGGCCAAGUUGGACAUCAAGGACUUCUACGUGGCAUCGAGUCCCCCUCCGGCCGCGGCCCUGCUGGACGUGAGUCGUUUGUUCGGACGCCCUUCGAGCCCGUCAAGGCCCCAUCCGGAACGUCUGGCACCAAACAUUCGGCAGCGGAUGUUGAGCGGAGGAAACGGAGCCGAAGGCGGAGCAAAGGGCACUCCAAUGAAGCGUGCCAAAUGGCACCUCGGCAUUCGUUCCCAGAGUAAGCCCCAAGACAUCAUGAACGAAGUGUACCGUGCGAUGAAGGCACUAGACUUUGAAUGGAAGGUUGUGAACUCCUACCAUGUCCGGGUGCGAAGAAGAAAUCCAAUGAACGGAAAACAUGUCAAGAUGAGCCUGCAGCUAUACAUUGUUGAGUACAAGAGCUUCCUCCUCGACUUCAAGUCCCUGCCGAUGAACGAAGAAGCUCCGCCCGCGGAUCCCAGUAAGUUGGCUGCGGUCGGAUUAUCCAGAACGUGCCACAUCACAAAACAUUCCUUGCCAAUUUCAGCCGUGGCCGAGACGAGCUACAAUCAGGUCCACAACACCAUGGAAUUCUUCGAGAUGUGUGCGGCGCUCAUCACGCAACUGGCCCGUUGAGCGAGGCGUAACGGCACGUUAUUUUGAUAUCCGCAGUAACUUUUUUUUUUUUUUUUGUCCACUCUUCUGGGGGUUUUCAGGAGACGGAACUGUUACGUUUUUCUGUUACGUUAAGCAUGCGUCUACUUAUGCAUAAUUCCGUGAAAGUGCCAUUGUCUGUGACAGGCCCUCUUUUUAUACUCUCAACAUCUUUGUACCGAAAACCUUGGUUUCCGUCAUCUUUUACGGAAGCCACGGAUAGUAUACCUGCGGACCGCGGAGGUGAAAGUCACGGACGCCGUUGUUCUGCUCGAAUUCCCAGAGACACCAGCUCGGAAUCGGCUCGUCCGAUGCAGCGGGAGAUACGGUUGAGCCAUCUUGUUGUUUUAGAAUUGCUUAGGAGGGUCUCAAAUCCCCGUCGCGUUUGCUUCGACAUACAUGUCCAUUGUUGAUUGUUGUUACAGAGUAGGAUUUAUUUAAAUAAUAUACGAGCGACUAGUCUGUACCUGUCCCAAUAUCGUUUGCCUCAUUCAUCGGACAACAUUGAACUGCCACGUGGGUAAAAUUGAGCGCUAUAUAACGAACGUGAACAAAUGCUUCCGAUUGAUGCCACUGUUAGUUUGUCUUGGUAGCUUUCAGUGCUAAGUUUUUCUAAAGGCUCGUCAUUGUGGGCAAAAUGUUUUCAGUAGAGGGUGUUACGUGGCAAGGCUUAAGUCUUGUAUGUUCACCCUAAGGAUAGCGGGCCAAGUGCUGAUGAAUGAAUGAGUUUACCACCAAAGUACAAAAGCCUGCGAACAACCAUGGUUAGUGGCAUGGCCACAGAAUGUUCACUGGUCACUCCUCUCAGCAUAUUUCGGAGGCUGCAGUAAGGAAAGGUUAAGGGAGAAACCUCGGGACAGAUUAUCUCGUCUCUCUUCUACAUGUCGGCAUGUCACGUCCUGUAGUCUGCUCUGUCACCAUAAUACAUAAAUGUGCUUUUGGACAUCUUUGAACUUAUCAUAUUUGCCAAAAAUCAAUUGCAAGAAUCAGACUCACAGUAACAAGGCAUGUGAACAUGGUCUUAUUCGAAGGAUGCACUUGGUUCUGCAUGUCCUAGUGUGAACAUGAGGACACAGACUGUCGUGAUAGAGGACUUGUUCCGGUGACUAGAAACCAUGACCUGCUAGAUUCGACCGACCAUGUUAUAACCGGCAGCCCCUAUGUAUGAUCUGCUAGGGGCGCUACACAUCGGCCCACGAGAUCUCCAUAGACAUACAACCGUAGCAGACGACAGCAACAGCUCCCAUGAAAACACAUAGAAGGAUGAUGAUGAUGAAUUUACAACUUUAGCAGGAAUGCAUCUCCCGCGGGACAUGCACCGCUGGUACAAAAAUUCUGAAGUAAGCUGAAGUACAAGGUAUUACAGAAAUUGAGGAAGCAAUAAAAUGGCCGAUGAGCAGCGCCACCACUACCUUUGAAAUGUGGCGCUGGGGAGGGGCGCAUAUGACAUGGUCGCUAUAAUCUAGUAGGUUGAGCACAGAAAGGGGAUAAAGCCACUGUACGGUAUUCUGAAUUUUAUGUGCAACAAUUCUCUGCAAGACAAACUCCCCAAGACUUGUCUUUCAAAUGAACUAUACGCCAGCUUUGUAGCAUACAUGAUACUAUCCAUGUGAAAUACUUACAUAUGCUGUAUUUUUGUCCUCAAUGAAUGUGUUUCUUUCUAUGCUUGUACUGCAGGACAAUAGAGUCACACUACGAGAAAAGAAAAAGAAAUGUAUAUACUAUAUAUAUAUAUAUAUAGAAAUGAAACUAUGCCAGAGAAAAAAGGAAAAACAUCUUUGUCUAUACUUUCUGCAUAUUCUAUCUGCACAAUAGAGUGUUAACAUAAACCUGAUGGCACAGUUUUGAAUUGACUCCAAUCCAGUGCUUAGUGUUUCCUGCCAGGGGUGCCAUGUAACAGAUGCACAUUCGAGGUUGGGUCUAACUGUUGUUGUGUAUGCAAGCUAUUUAACAAGCGGAGUGUGCACAAGGAAGUAGCAAGAGCAUAUCCCGCAUUCACAGAAUGUGACUUUACGUACAGCCUGUGCCGUGUGAAAACGCUUCUAGUACGUAAGGCGAUUUUCGUGCGCUACUACAGCUAAAGCUCUGUAAUAUCAUGUUCACAUAGCACGAACAUUUUGGAUGGCUUUCGUGUUAAGUGUCAAACAUUCUGAAGCAGAAUGCAUAUCUGCCACCAGGCGGAGAACUGUAUGAGGAAACGAAUGUGCGAAAAACAAAUGGGGCUUCUGCAUAAUACUUAACGUGGGCUUCAAGAUAGGGUAGGAAGAUAUCCGAAAGAUUAUACUUUUUGUGUCUGUGUAAGGGUAUUAGGUAUUGCAAGAUCAAGCUCUUCAACGUGCCUUACUCUUGUUUCUAUUCGGUUCAGCUUUAUUUACAUUAUGUGCAACAAUAUCAAGAUUAUUCACAUACCAGGUGUCAUCAAGCUGGCAGACGUUUCAAUACGGACAGAUUAGGUAAUCAGUUGGCAGUAAUGUUGCAAAAUAGUGGUGUGUGCAUAGCCUCUCCCAAACCAGCACUGUGUGGACAUGUCCCGCGUAACUAAGGAAUAUGCGGCUAGGGACUGUGCAUUGAAUUUAUGUAAAUUAGAUGACUUGCUGCAAAAAAGUUUUAGCAUCUCGAGAAA
Molecule: messenger RNA, 4306 nt
Organism: Ornithodoros turicata
Lineage: Eukaryota; Metazoa; Arthropoda; Arachnida; Ixodida; Argasidae
Gene: AMPKalpha
Product: 5'-AMP-activated protein kinase catalytic subunit alpha-2-like
Exons: 14
Coding region: 31-1665 (544 amino acids)
Biological process (GO): intracellular signal transduction; protein phosphorylation
Cellular component (GO): cytoplasm
Molecular function (GO): protein serine/threonine kinase activity; ATP binding
Source: RefSeq, a predicted model, not a curated record